Phialemonium atrogriseum is the source of this 1959-nucleotide messenger RNA. RefSeq names its product DHHC palmitoyltransferase-domain-containing protein. Gene Ontology annotation, molecular function: protein-cysteine S-palmitoyltransferase activity. The coding region runs from base 1 to 1959 and encodes 652 amino acids. The transcript is spliced from 2 exons. The record is from RefSeq and is a predicted model, not a curated record. NCBI's taxonomy places the organism in Eukaryota, Fungi, Ascomycota, Sordariomycetes, Cephalothecales, Cephalothecaceae. Gene Ontology annotation, cellular component: Golgi apparatus; endoplasmic reticulum. Gene Ontology annotation, biological process: peptidyl-L-cysteine S-palmitoylation; protein targeting to membrane.
AUGGCCUUAAACGACGGGGCCGCGCGGCCCGGUCCGCGGGGCGAGGACGAUGACACUUUUCCCCAGUUUCCAAGAACCACUAGCGGUCCCCCCAGCAUAAUAUCCUCGCGAAUGACAGACGUCGGGUCUGACGAUGGGAGAGAUGGCAAUGCGCAGAACAACAGCACGACAAGUGCCAGGAGGAGCGCUUUACCUUCCGAAACCGUUUCUCGACCCGGAUCCGCCAGAACAGGCAUCUCCUCAAGCAGGGGUCCAGGAGGGGUGUUGUCCCACAUCCAACCAUUAAAGAGAGGCCUGUCGGCCUCGAAGCGAGGGACCGGUGUCGCGAGCAGCGGCGACACGGUUUCUGGGCGACCCGCCAGCCCUACUACAAGCAGGAGUCAUGUGCCCUCUCUCACCUCUCACGCCUUCUUUCACCCGAUGAGCUCGCAGAAGUUGCAGGCGCAGCGAGGAGGUGUGCGGCCGCCUACUAUUAUAGGUCGUAAGAAGGGAGCCACAGAGGAUUCAGGAGUGGAAGCGAGCGGUGGUGCCACGCGACAGAGCGUCAUAUCCAUCCAAGGUCUGGCGCGGCAGCUUGACGACGUCGAGGACCUGCGUCCUCCCUCGCACGGAACCGAGGUAACCGAACAGAAUACUCUGGAUCGCAUCGCAAAGACCAAUCCGACUCGGAGCCACUAUCCCACAGCUAGUCUGUCCGAAAGUGUCCGACCCCUUCAGAAGAAGACUGUUGAGAGCAGAGGUCUGAGUCUCAAUAUAGACAAGAGCUAUAAAAACUCAGGCAGGUUGCCCAGUCCUAUCAAGUCACCCCGCUCUUUCAGGUCAAGUUUUCUUCCUAGCAAGAGCAACCGGGGCAGCAAGCCCGGCCGCGAGAAAUUGGAGUCGGCUGCAUCAUCGCCUCGACUCACUCCAACCAAUUCUGCUGCUCCACAGACCGAGACCAAGACGAAGCUUACGAAACCUGACCGACAUAGUCUUGGCAAUAACUUUGAGUACUUCGAAGGAAACACUGCCUUCUGCCUAGGCGGCAGGCUGCAGAACGCCAGACACCGUCCAGUCAACAUUGCUACGGGCUUCGUUGUUGUUCUUCCCGCGGUGCUAUUCUUCGUCUUUGUAGCACCUUGGCUCUGGCACAACAUCUCGCCAGCGAUUCCGGUCAUUUUCGCGUACUUGUUUUAUAUAUGUCUGUCAUCAUUCCUCCACGCCUCUGGAUCUGAUCCUGGAAUCUUGCCCCGAAGUCUUCACAAGAACCCUCAACCUGAUGAGAACGAGGACCCCCUUCGGUUGGCGCCACCUAAUACAGAGUGGACCCUCGUCAAGUCGGCAGGGUCUUCGGCGGCAGCCAUGGAAGUGCCGACAAAGUACUGCAGAACAUGCCACAUCUGGCGGCCUCCGCGAGCUCACCACUGUCGUCUGUGUGACAACUGCAUCGAGACAGCCGACCACCAUUGUGUUUGGAUAAACAAUUGCGUCGGCCGCCGGAACUACCGCUAUUUCUUCACCUUUCUCGUCUCAGCGGCACUUGGUUCCGCUUACCUCCUCGGCGCGUCUUUAGCCCAGAUACUGGUCUCCAUGGACAGGGAAGGCGUAUCAUUUGGCCGUGCCAUCAAUGAUUUCCCCAUCGCUUUCGCCAUGGUCAUUUACGGAUUUCUCGGGUUCCUUUACCCUGCAGCCCUCACAGGGUAUCACGUCUUCUUGAUGUCCCGAGGCGAGACGACCAGAGAGUAUUUGGCCUCUCGCAAGUUCUCUAAAAAGGAUCGAUACCGGGCUUUUACCCAGGGAAACUGGGUGAGCAAUUGGAUUGCAGUCUUGUGCAGGCCCAGGCCGCCGACCUACUAUCAUUUCAAGAAGAAGUAUGUGCAUGGAGAUCAGCGUCUCGGUAUCGGACGAGGUCGACUCGGGGCAGACUCCAACGACGAUCAGCAGGGAAUGGAAAUGCAACAUGUCACUCCGGCGCAAUGA